Scomber japonicus (chub mackerel) is the source of this 1530-nucleotide messenger RNA. It is a transcript of the gene slc2a11b, whose product is annotated as solute carrier family 2 member 11b. Lineage: Eukaryota; Metazoa; Chordata; Actinopteri; Scombriformes; Scombridae. The coding region runs from base 1 to 1530 and encodes 509 amino acids. The record is from RefSeq and is a predicted model, not a curated record. Gene Ontology annotation, biological process: monosaccharide transmembrane transport. Gene Ontology annotation, cellular component: membrane. The transcript is spliced from 12 exons. Gene Ontology annotation, molecular function: hexose transmembrane transporter activity.
AUGACAAAAGAAAGUGUGGAUGAAUAUCAGCCUUUGCUUUUUAAAGCUGAAAAAGAUUCAAAGUGGACUAUUAAGUUUCCCAACAAAUCACUACUGCUGGCUGCGUGUGCUGCUUGCAUUGGAGGAACCUUUCAGUAUGGAUAUAACAUUUCUAUCAUCAAUGCACCUACCACGUACGUCCAUAAUUUCAUAAACCAAACCUGGAAGGAGCGUUACCAAAAGGACAUAUCAGAAGAUGUUCUCACUCUACUCUGGUCCACUAUUGUGUCUAUAUUCACCUUAGGAGGACUUAUAGGAGUGUCAAUCGGUGGAGCAUUGUCUGUGAGGCUGGGAAGGAAAGGGACACUGUUGACCAAUAAUAUCUUUGUAUUAGUGGCUGCACUGCUGAUGGGUCUGAGUUACCCUACAGGAUUAUUUGAAUUACUCAUCAUUGGACGUUUCAUCACUGGAAUUAAUGCAGGAAUUGGUAUUUGUGUUCAGCCUCUGUAUUUGGGGGAAAUCGCUCCAACUGCACUUCGUGGCAUGACAGGAAUGGGUACCUCUGUUUUCAUCACUAUUGGGAUCUUGAGUGGACAAGUGAUGGGUCUCACAGAGCUGCUGGGCAGAGAGGAGCACUGGCCUAUUCUGCUCUCCACCACAUGUGUCCCAGCCUUCCUGCAGCUCCUGAUCCUACCUUUCUUCCCAGAGAGCCCACGCUACCUGCUCAUUGACAAAGGAGAUGAGGAGGGUUGUAAAAAAGCCCUGAAGCAACUGCACGGUAUGGCUAGAUAUGACAGUGAACAGGAGGACAUCGAGAAUGAGAGGAACAAUUUGGUCGGGUUCAAACCCAAGAAACCCUGGGAGCUCUUCACUGACAGGAGCGUACGCUUGCAGCUUCUCACCAUCAUUCUUCUCAAUACAGCUCAACAGCUGAAUGGGAUCAAUGCUAUUUACUUCUACACAGACUAUGUGUUCAGACAAGCUGGUAUUCCUGAUGAUAAAAUACCAUAUGCAACUGUCGGCACUGGUGCCUGUGAAUGUCUCACCGCUCUCACCUGUGGUCUGCUCAUUGAAAGUCUGGGAAGGAAAGUGCUCAUCACGGGAGGAUACAUGCUGAUGAGCAUCUGCUGCAUUUUAUUCACUCUGACAAUCACUUUUCAGAAUGCCAGUCCAGUUUUUCCCUACCUGAGCAUGGCCUGUGUUUUUGCCUUUAUCCUGAGUUUUGGCUUAGGCCCAGGUGGCGUGACUAACAUUUUGACAACGGAGCUUUUCACACAAACUUCACGCCCCGCAGCGUACAUGAUUGCAGGAUCAGUGAAUUGGCUCAGCUUCUUCUUCAUCAGUAUGGUCUUCCCUUUUAUAGUGAUCGGGCUGAAGCAGUACUGUUUCCUGGUGUUCUUGGCCGUCUGUGCCCUGGUAGCAACGUACAUUUUCCUUAUUGUACCUGAAACCAAGAACAAAACUUUCCUGGAAAUACAGAAUGUGUUUCAGUCCACAGACAAAAGAAGUGCUGAUGGGACAGGGACAACACUGUUAGCAACCUCUUUAUGA